CAUGCAUUGGUAGUGAUCGGAUGGUGGUGCAAUUGCGGAGGUAGAUCAACACCGUUCAACAUAUAGAAGACAUCGAACUUUGUUUGAGCCCACACAACAUGAAGGGCACGAAGGCGAUCACGAAGCCAGAUGACUACCGGUUCACGCUGUCGAACGAGCUGCGGCUGAUGGCAAAGGAGGAACUGCGUGAAACGGAUGCCUCCCGCGAUCAUGCCCUCCGGAUGUUACGUGAUUGGGCCGAGAAGAAUCCACGCAUCAGCAAGAUCCGCAUGGAUGCAAACUUUUUCCUCAAGUUUCUGCGCGCCAAGAAGUUCCAGAUCCCGGUCGUGCAGGAAAACAUCGAACGGUACGUGCUGUUGAAGAACGCGUUCGAGGGUGCGUUCAAGCAGCUGGACUGCAGGCUACCCAAAAUGGCGAAGCUGCUCGAUCAAGGGUACAUGUUUGCGCUACCCGAGCGUGACCGGGAAGGCCGUCGGGUGAUCUUCUACCGACCUGGUGUGUUCGAUCUGCGCGAGUACACGAACGCGGACAUGCUGAAAAUCCACGGUAUUUGCUACGAAACGCUGAUGGCGAACGAAGAGAACCAGAUCCGGGGGUUCGUGCAUGCCGGCGUCGGAACCGGCAUUGGGCCGCAGUACCUGACGCUGUUCACGAUCAAGGAAGCGGUCAGGAUCGCGAAGAACGGCGAAAAGAUCCUGCCGAUGCGGCACCGCGAAAUGUACGGCUGCAACAUCAACCCGACGAUGAAGAUGGUGGUCGAUUUCGGUAUGUCGCUGAUCUCGCAGAAACUGCGCGAUCGCAUCCGGUUCUACACCGACAUCAAGGACAUCGAGCUGGAGAAGCGGUUGCUGCCGCAGGAGUACGGUGGCACGGUACCGAUGGCGGAGAUGAUCCGUCUCUGGAAGCUGGAGGUCGAAGCGUACCGCGAGCGAUUGCUAGCGGAUGACGCCAUGUCGGUUCAUCUCGGUAUGUACUCGGAUGCGGCCAAGGAGGGAUCGGUGGGUGCCCUUAAGGAACCGCUGAAUGGAUGUCCAGGUGCCAGUGACAACUCGACGUACGGAUUGGCCGGUAGCUUCCGGAAGCUGGAGGUCGACUAAACCACCCCGGAGCAAGUGUUACCAAGCGGAGAAUACCGAGAUACGUGUAGUUGUAGCAUUAAGGACGCUUGAGUGUGACUAGCGCUUGGCUUGUAUAGCAUUACGUAUUCAUUUUCUUUUUCUUCAAGUUUAGGUUCCUACACGUUUUUCGAUCUCUGAAGCUGUUUUUUUUUAAUUUCCAACAAUCCUUUCUUUGGUUCUGAUUGUCUCUUCGAUAGGCAAGGCACUUUGUAGGGCUCUCCGUAAUAUACCAUUGAACGUCUUUUGUGUACCAUUUGAGAGCGUGGUGUUUUUUUUUAAAUAAAUCUAUGCCUAUUAGAAGGACCCAUGGAAAGUGCUCUUGUAUAAUCACCCCGUUUGUAGGUUAGAAGGAAUGUGUCUGAAUUUUCCGAUAAAAUGAUAACCCAAUAUGUAUAAGAUUCGUGCUUUCUAGGCUCAACAGAUGGAAGGAAGGACUUAUAUUCAAAAGCUCCCGCAUGUGCAGCGGUCAAGUCGAGCACUCCUUACUAACAGGCAAGAACACACGACGUAUGGGUUUUUAAUUCGUUCUCUAAUGGGGCUUUGAAUUUUACGAUAUACAGACGUGUGAUAUAGGUAUUGAUUAGGCUUA
Anopheles nili is the source of this 1707-nucleotide messenger RNA. Its product is annotated as alpha-tocopherol transfer protein-like. The record is from RefSeq and is a predicted model, not a curated record. The coding region runs from base 99 to 1097 and encodes 332 amino acids. The transcript is spliced from 4 exons. Lineage: Eukaryota; Metazoa; Arthropoda; Insecta; Diptera; Culicidae. Gene Ontology annotation, cellular component: membrane. Gene Ontology annotation, molecular function: phosphatidylinositol bisphosphate binding.